Molecule: messenger RNA, 1219 nt
Organism: Perca fluviatilis (European perch)
Lineage: Eukaryota; Metazoa; Chordata; Actinopteri; Perciformes; Percidae
Product: CD209 antigen-like protein E
Exons: 5
Coding region: 8-625 (205 amino acids)
Source: RefSeq, a predicted model, not a curated record
UCUCAAGAUGUCUGAAGAUAUUUAUGCCAAUCAAGAUAAGGUGAGAUACAACAGAAAUGUGCAGAAGGACAAAAAAGACUGCGAGGAAAGGGAGGUGACAAUAUACGAGAUCUUCAGGAAUGAUCACAUUGAUAGUCAGUCACACGGAGGAGUCACUCUAUGGCAGACCAAAUACGACCAUCUGAGCAACAACAGCAGUCAGUUACAGGAUGAAGUAAAGCAGCUGCGGAACAGAACUGAAGAGAAGUGGUGUCCUGAUCGAUGGACGAGAUUUGGACGCAGUUGUUACAUUAAAUAUAAAGAGAACAACACUUGGGAUGGAAGCAGAGCUGACUGUCAGCAGAGAGGAGCAUAUCUGGUCAUCAUAAACAACGAAGAGCAACAGAAGUUUGUCUCUGAGCUGAGUAAGGAUGGAGAGUACUGGAUUGGUCUACGGUAUGAUUUCAUACAAGGAGAUUGGAAAUGGGAAUGGGUGGAUGGAUCACCGCUGACAGAAACGUUCUGGGGAGCAGGACAGCCUCAGCAUGGUUACUCGAACACUGUAACAUGCUGCGAUCAACAAGGAAAAUGGACAAAAAUAUAUAAUGAAACUAAGAACUGGAUCUGUGAGAAAAAGAUGAUCUGAACUCUGUGAUGACAGAGAGGUGUGUAGUGUUGGGAUCAGCUUUGUCAAAUCAGACCAAUUCUUUAACAUUUCCUCAGCUGUUUAUUCUGUGUUGCUAAAUAACCUGGAUUACAGAGAUAUUGUUCCUCUGCCCUUCAUAGUGCACAAUCUGGUUAGAAGUCAUGUGUACUUACUCUGUAGUCCUACAGGAUUAUUAUAAUAAAAGAUAAUAAAAACAUGGAUUAGCAGGUUGCCUUUAUUUUGGUUUAUGUAGUUGAUUAUAACAUUUGUAAUCAGUUAGUUAGAAGUUUUUCCUAAGAACAUUUUACACUCCACACAAAAUAACCCCCCCCCUACCUCCAUCACCCCUCCCAAACCCAUCCCCACAACCAAUUUAUUCAUUAUUAUUAUUUAACGCUGCACUAUAACCUUAACCUAACUAUUGUAUUUGUAACAAUAGUUUUUUUUUAUUUGAGCCUGUUUUCCUUUCAUGACAGUUUUUAAUUGCUCUUUAAUGUUUGAUGUAAAGCGUUUUGAAUUUCUUUGCUGCUGAAAUGUGCUAUAGAAAUAAACUGAAUGACUAAAACCAGAUUUCAGACACUCACUAUAUAAUGU